Messenger RNA from Electrophorus electricus (electric eel), 2709 nucleotides. RefSeq names its product NADH:ubiquinone oxidoreductase complex assembly factor 8 (gene ndufaf8). Gene Ontology annotation, cellular component: mitochondrion. Gene Ontology annotation, biological process: mitochondrial respiratory chain complex I assembly. Lineage: Eukaryota; Metazoa; Chordata; Actinopteri; Gymnotiformes; Gymnotidae. The record is from RefSeq and is a predicted model, not a curated record.
UCAGUCGCUGGGUUAGAGGUUACAAAUAUGGCACUGUCCUUAUCUUACAGAAUGGAAAUGUUUCAUAGUUUGCUUUAUGAUGCAUGAUUUAAGGGAUUAUUAAAUUCUAGCUAAGUAUUCCAAGUGUUGGAACAUCUUUUGUUUUGACCUUUUUGAUAGUAGUGAAAUAUCCUUAGUGCCAACAUUUGAGCUGCGUUACCUGCGUUUUUCGCACUGAGCUACAGUCAUGUCAGGGGUAAAUGUUUGGACUCGUAGCCGGGAGAGGAUGAAGCGAUUCCCCGAGUUGUUUGCCAUGUGUUCCGCAGAGGCGGCUGUUUAUGGCAAAUGUGUCGUUGCAACAACAGCUGGCAAGCAAGAACUGAAGAAAGAUUUAUGUAUAAAAGAAUUCGAAGCACUGAGGACCUGCUUCAUCUCUGCUGUAUGUGAAAUGUAAUUUGCUAAACUCUCGCAAGGCGAAACAAGGUGUAAAGUAGAGGAUGAGCAGUCGUUUCCUGGGUAUAAGCAUGCAUAAACAUAUCAGUUGCUGUUUAAAUUUAAACAUAUCAGUUGCUGUUUAAAAUUUAUAUAUAAUGUAGAUGAGCAGAUAUAUUGGUUUAUUGAAAUAUUUAAAUACAAUAUUCAUAUUAAAACAUAAAUUAUCAUGCAGAAAAUAAACAAUUUGUAUACCUCUUGGUUUCUUUGAGGAGUGAGCAAUGAUUGUGCCAGGAAAUGUACUUUUUUAACAGUGUUUACUAGUAUGGACAGGUCAUUCUGACAAUGGCUGGCUGUAUCUAUCUUUUGUUAAAAUGUAAUAAAUUAGAUCAAGAUAUAGAUAAAAUAAUUGAACUAAUCAUAACCAGACUGUUAAUUUGCUUGCAAGAGAAGGGGAUUGUAGAAGUCAAAUCAGGCAGGAUGAGUAAUGAGCUGUGUUACACCUCUAAGGGUGGCACAACACACCCUAAUUGCUUCUCUUGAAUCUGUUUUUAAAGGGUACACUAAAAAGACACCUUUUAAAGAACUGCUCCCAGCUCCAGAGAUAAACAUAAAAGGCUGGCUGAUUAAUGUUUCACUAUGGGUUUCAUGUCACUGGCACCUGAAAAGCUUACACACUUCAGCUUGCCACAUAUGGAAACACAAGCUGCAUUGGUGUUAUUGAUGCCUUGCUGCAAAACCCACACCCUUGUUAGCUAGAUGUUAAUUGAUGGAGUGGCCAUAAAGGCAAUUCAGUAAUGACUUUGGAUCAACAUACAAUUCAAAUAGCCAAUUACAGAAUGUGCAACAGUAAAAGAAGAGAUAAAUUAUGGAAGUUAUACUCAACUUCCCUCAGCUUUGACUGAAUCAUUGUAUGUGGCCUUUGGCAUCAUGUGCUGGUGAUUCUCACAUUUCCAGUGGAGUAUAAGGUGUUAUUUAAAAGGCCCUGUAGAAAUGAUUGUGUUUAGCCACUGGCUAGCCAUUUUAUAGCCAUUUAUAUACACUAAGGGAGUUGUUGAAUUUGAACUUAUUUUUAAUUUGCUAGUAAUUUGAUUAAUUUUUCACUUAAACACAACUGUCAGAAUGAUAAAUGUUUCAACAUGCAUUCUGUAAUCUCAAAUGUGCAAUUUUUUUUAAAGAACCAGUUGUGUGCAUGUUUGCAAAUGACAAUUGCACAGUCAGAGUUGAAUAAAAAUGAGCUUUUAAUUGUAGCUUUUAUUUUUUGACAAGGAAUACUUGACAUUUAAAAUCCACAGUAAUUUGAAACAGAAAAAUGGUUUCAAAGCAUGUUGUUUGUGCAUAUUGCAUAUGAAAUAUUCAGAUGGGAAAAAUUCCAGGUGGAAAAAUAAGGUGUUUGAUAUUUGAUAAGAACUCUACAACUCUAAUGCUUGAGUUGGGGAAAAGUAUUAGUAAUUAUCCAAUUUUUAUAUAAUGGUAUGGCCAAAAAAAAUUAAAAAAUAAAUUAAUAAAAAUCACAGCAAGAAGCAUUUUGUAAAGACAAACUUUAUUCCUGAAACAAAGCAUUUACUUAACAAUAUUUCCAUUAGGUUAUUGCUUAAGAGAAAAAUAUUCCUAUACACUCCACAAAGUGAGUUUGGAUUGAGCAAUGUCCAAACACUUGUACUUAAAACACAUGUAUAUGUCAAGUAUCUAAAACGUCAGCUGCAGUCUGAUAAAUUUACAAAGUGUAUAAGAUGUAUUUAAUGAAAGAUUUAAAAAAAGCUUUGAACAAAAGUUCACUACCAUUUCACAUAUGCAACAUGAACACCAGACCAGUUGACAAAAAAAAAAAAUAAAUAAAAUAAAAUAAAAAUAAUAAUAAUGCCCCAAAGGAAGGUGUCAACAAGCACAAACUUAUAAUACAUUAAGUGAAGGCUUGAAACACAAGCUAAAACCACAAACUAGUAAAGAGGAAAAGACUGAAGAAGCAGGACUGUCGCACACAUAGCAUAGGUGUAACAGACCCACAAAGCACUGGAAUCUUUAGCCAUAUAUGGAAUACAACAUGGAAUAUAAAUCUGAAAUGGAAAAAAAUCUGCAAGAAUAAAGAAUUGCAUAUUAUUUUCUCAGUUCAUUUGAAACUCUCUUGAUUCAACUUAAUUAUAAAUUAUAAUCAAGAUAUGUAAAUAAUUAUGGUAAAAUGGUCCAAUUUUAAAACACUACUUAGAGAAAUCUAGUAAUGCCAACACAAACAGAACAUCUCAAACAAAAAUGGCAAAUAAACAACAGCGGGUGAAAUAAGUAUUGAACAUGUCACCA